Moesziomyces antarcticus is the source of this 2094-nucleotide messenger RNA. RefSeq lists its product as uncharacterized. The transcript has a single exon. The record is from RefSeq and is a predicted model, not a curated record. NCBI's taxonomy places the organism in Eukaryota, Fungi, Basidiomycota, Ustilaginomycetes, Ustilaginales, Ustilaginaceae. Gene Ontology annotation, molecular function: ubiquitin protein ligase activity. Bases 1 to 2094 code for a protein of 697 amino acids. Gene Ontology annotation, biological process: protein ubiquitination; ubiquitin-dependent protein catabolic process.
AUGCCUCGUUCGCUCGUCGACACGGUCUACUCGGGCACCGAGUGGUUUGCGUCCAUCGCAGCACCGCCGCUCCGAACCACGUACGACUUUCUCUUUCCGCCGCUCGACCUGCUCGAUGACACUCGCGAUGCAGCCGCCGUCGGACGCAGAGCAAGUUCAAUACCGCCCCCACCACCGACGUACGACGACGAAGUGGAGGCUUGGGAUAGCUUCUCGGACAGCCCGUGGAGCUUUGUUACGAGUCGGUAUACGAUCGCGCUGGUGGCAGUGGCGAUCGUCAACAAUAGGAUUCAGCACAUUUGUCGGCCGCGUGGAGGCGCACGUACACGACUUUCGCAGCUCCAGAGGGUGGCGCUACGAUUGCCGGGGCUUGUGCUGCUUGCGCGCGCGGUGCUGAUUUUUGCAACGGUGGUGGUGGAUGCGUUCGUGGCGCCGACCAACCCGCUCUACGCGGCGCUGCGCAAGACAACGACGCUAGGGUGGAGGGAUACGUGGCUGGCGCACAAGCCGGUGGGUGGCUGGGCGGGAGAGAGGUUCGGAAGCAGCAGUCGCGAUGCGCUGCUGCGUGCGCGAGACGCUACCGCCAUGUGGGCCGCCUUCACUUCGACGUGUGUGGCGGUGGUCAGCGAUGCGCUCAUCCGCAGCCUCGAUGCGGACCGCGACGAACCGGGCGCGUUCAACCUGGUGGGCUUUGCGUUUUUGCUGCACUUCCACUCGUUCACGCCCGACGCACCUGCGACGGAGCACGUCUACCUGUGCAUCCUGCUGCAGCUGCUCCAGCUCUGGACGAUUGCGCUCACGCGGUGUCGACGGCCCGUGUACGUGCCGCGGCUAGUCGUAUCGGGCGUGUUUGGCGUGGUGUCGCUGGUGCACUAUGUGGCGGUGGAAUACACGACGGGACAGUAUCCGUUUCUCGAGGUGCUCAGUCGCGCGCCGGAACUGGCACUCGUGUGCAUCAUCGCACUCACCGUCGGGCUGCAUGCACUCACCAUGCUGCUGCUCGAGGGCAGGGUGCAACCGCACCGCCUGCUGUUUUCAAGAUCCAACAUGCCCGCGUGGGAAGAAGACUGGUCGCUCGCACUGUUCAAGCUCGGCACGGCGUGCAUGGAGUCCACGCGGCUCACGGGCAUGGAGCGCGAGGCGGAACCGCUCGUCGUAUGGCAUGCGCCCUACCUCGAACUCGGACGCACCGGCAACAUUGAGCUCGUCGAGCCGCCCACGCGCGCCAUCACCGCAAUCGACGAGGCUGGACUGGCGAGGGAGGUCAAGGAGGUGCGCAUCGAGACGGUGCGCCAGAGCGGAUGGUCGUUCGGCCAUGCGGGGCUGGCGAGGGUGCAGGCAGCGGCGCAGUUUGGGCUCGCCACGCUGCGUGUGGUAACAACGAUCAUGAUGGCUGUGGCAAAGCGCGUGGCGAGGGCAGUGGGGGUCGAGCUGCGCGUGCCCGCCUGGGCGUUCCGUGCAGCGAGGGGCGUGAGGCUCGUCUGGCACGGUACCAAUGGAGAGGCGCGCCGACAGGCUCGGCAACAGCAGACGCAAAGACAGGUGCAACGCUUCCGACCCAUGGUGUCACCCGCCGAAGUGGUGCACGAGGAGCUGGACGAGGAAGAUACCGACUUUGCGGCGUCGGACGCCGAGACCGAGUCGAUCCACUCGGCGUCGUCGGACUCAGUAGGGGCCGACGAGAUCUCGCACCUGAUUUCCGAGCACACGUCGUCGGAGGUGGUUGCGGACAGCGAGGCGUUCAACCAGCUGCUGCUUGCGCACCUCACGCGCAGCGCAGCGCCACUCACACGCUCGCGCUACACGGCGCUUCUUCCACGCGGCGAAGACGAUGCCUUAUCAGCCGCGGUUGCCGAUCGUCGACGCUCGGGAGGGCCGGUGGCAAGGGACGAUGCACGCCGACUGUGCGUCGUGUGCUGCACGGAAGAACGCAACGUGAUCUGCUGGCCGUGUCGCUGUCUCGCACUGUGCAUGGACUGUCGCGAGCAUCUCGCCUCGCAACCGCCUGCGCGCUCACGCGGCCAACCACACACGCACCUCUGCCCCACAUGCCGCACACCCGUCCAAGCCUUCAGCCGGCUGUACAUUCCCUGA